Molecule: messenger RNA, 1467 nt
Organism: Lodderomyces orthopsilosis Co 90-125
Lineage: Eukaryota; Fungi; Ascomycota; Pichiomycetes; Serinales; Debaryomycetaceae
Product: glucose-induced degradation complex subunit
Exons: 1
Coding region: 1-1467 (488 amino acids)
Biological process (GO): proteasome-mediated ubiquitin-dependent protein catabolic process
Cellular component (GO): nucleus; GID complex; cytoplasm
Molecular function (GO): ubiquitin protein ligase activity
Source: RefSeq, a predicted model, not a curated record
AUGACUGAUCCCACGAUAGAUUUCCAUAUACAAACGCAUCAACCUCAGCUCAACAUUCCCACUCAACUAAUCAGAAAGAACUUCAAACUGAUUCAGAAACUUAUCGAAAAGCAAAAGAAACAAACUGGUGAUGAAAUAGCCAAAAUUAAAAAGAAUGUUAACUUGCCAAAGAAAAUUCAACUUGAAAUGGUAAGAAAGCUGAUUAGCAACUAUGAAACUUUUCAAAAGAAGUUGCAAGCAUUGAUAAAAAAGGAUGAGGAAUUCCGAUCACGGUUGGUUGCUCGAUUGGAGAACAUACUGCAAUUGAGCAAGUAUAGUGAUACCCUGGACAUGCUCAAUUUUCACAAUCAAAAUUUAAUCAAUUGGUAUCGAAAUGAGACCAAUUUGCUCAUCGUUGACUAUCUAAUCAAAUCCAAUACCAAUGAAGAGAAUCUUGGUUACAAAUUACUUGAAUCAUUGUCCAAAACCAAUCCAAAGAUAAGCAAACUAAUUGACUAUGAUUUGUAUCUCGAUUACAACAAGGUCUACUUAUCAAUCACAAGAGCUCAUGAUUUAUUGUUGAUAAUCAACUGGUUCAAUGAUAACAAAGCCUCUCUCAAAAAGAUCAAUUCGAAUCUUGAAUUUGAAAUCAAUUAUUGCAAGUACCUAACCUUGAUUGAGAGUGGCGAUGUUAAUGAAGCGAUAAAGUUUUCACAGGAUAAUUUAUCAAGUUACGGCAACAAGGACAACUAUUCAAAUGAAGAGAUGAACAAUUAUAAACUCAACCUGGAACGAUUAAAAGGAUUAGGUGGAUUAUUAGUUUACCGAUCAAUGGACAACUCUUUUACCAAUAUGUUGUUUUCAAAUAAGCUCAUGUUUCAAUCGCAACCAUACCGUGAAUAUGAGAAACUACUAUCCAACGAGCGAUGGGAAAACCUAGGCCAUUGUUUUAUUGAUAACUUCAUCAAGCUAUAUGGUAUAACAACAAAUUACCCGCUAUUUGUGUAUUUGUCAUCUGGGUUAUCCAGUCUAAAGACAAAAUCAUGUUACCACAAUACCGAAAACACUGUUUUCAAAGAUGCUACACCAUUAGAGAUACCCAACAAAGCCUCCCCUGCCGUUCCAACACUAAUAUCAUCAGCAAACUUCAUGUCGUAUACUCCACCUGUGACUCCAUUAACGGUACGUAAAUACAGAGGUCCAGAUUACUACUAUAAACUCCUCCACAAAGUGAAUAACUGCCCCGUUUGCUCCCCGGAAAUGUAUCAGUUAAGUAGAAACCUACCAUUUGCACAAUUAAUCACAAGCAUCUUUAAUAAUCCAUUUCGCCUACCUAAUGGCAACAUCUACCCGUUUGAUAAAUUGUUGUCCCUGAAUGGGGAAUACCUAUCAGAGCAAAGUACAUUAUUACGACAAGGGCAGGUGAAAGAUCCGUUAACCCAGGAGGUAUUCUUUAUAGAUAAUUGUAUACGCGUGUUUCCCGCAUAA